AUGACGAAAAAAAAAAAUCAAGACUAUACACUUGAGUAUAAAUGGUUAGAAAAUGAUUUGUCAAAAUCAUCAAUGUUAAAAUCUGUAAGUCAUGUGGACAUGGACGACUAUAGACUUAUUCCACUUUAUCCCACACUAGAAGAUAUAACCGAUGGACCGCCUUCAUUGUGUGCAAAUCAAGUUAACCGCCCAUAUGCAAGUUGUGAUGAAUACCUAAAUAACUUUUUUCGCCUAAUGCGAGAAGAUUUUGUUUCAGUAAUUAGAGAUACUUUAAAAACUUACAAACAAGGAUUAGAUACACAAACUAUGUGGUACUAUGCCAAUGUGAAAAUUGAAACGAAGAGAAAUUCAUCUGUAACAAUGUUUUUUAGAUUUGAUACACCUAUUCAUGCUAAAGCUUUUAACUAUGAAAAUAGUAAACGAUUUAAAAAUGGUGCUUUAUUGUUACUUUCAAAAGAUAAAUUUACUACAUUCAGCCUAGGAAUUAUAACUGAUACAUUUAGAUUAAAUAAAGGCAUUGUUGGUGUUGAUGUUGUUGAUUUUGAAGAAGUAAAUAAAUGGAUAUCGAUUGACUUAUUGGAACCGCAGGUUUUUUACGAACCUUACAGAUAUGUUCUGGGAGUAUUCCAAGACUUGUGUGAAACAAAUUUCCCAAUGAAGAAUUAUAUUAUUCAUGGUAUAAAAGAAAUAUCCUAUCCUAGUUAUUUAGUAGGCAAUUCUAUUUACACUAUUAAUGGGAUUACAUUUGAUAUUCUUCAAAAUGACCAAUGGCCUUCAGCUGAAAUAUUAAAUAUGGAUAUCAAUCAAUAUGAAGCAUUUAAAGGGGCUUUAACUAAAGAAUUUGUUAUGAUACAAGGACCACCUGGUACUGGCAAGACUUAUAUUGGAUUAGAAAUUGUGAAGAUUAUUAUUGAAAACAUGUAUGAUACAAACAAAAUCAAGCACCCUAUUAUGGUUGUCUGUAUGACAAAUCAUGCCUUAGAUCAAUUUCUUGAGGGUAUAUGGAAAAUAACAAGAAAUAUUUCAAGAUUUGGACGUGGUACUAAAAGUGAUAUUUUAGUGAACUAUAUUCCAAAUAUGAGUGUAGCUCGCAAGGAUGAGUGUGCUAACAUAUAUGUGGAUGCCAAACGAAAUGUAAAAACUUCAAUACAAAAGGAAAAUGAGCAUCUAUUUAAUAUUAAAGAAGUUGAUCGCAAUGAAGGUGUGGUUGAUUUGUCUUUACUUAUACAAGUGCUUGAAGAAAGUGGUUUUAAUACAUGGUUUCAAGAUUCAUAUGAUUUACUUGCGUGGUUAUUACAUGAUAUUUCUGCUGUUAAUGGUAUAAACCCUAUAGACUUUAUAAAAAAAGAUAAAUUACUUGCUACUCAGUUAUCAAAAUCAAAUAAAAAUGAAGCUAAUAAAAAAGUUUAUUUUAUAACUCUAAAAAGUAUAAAACUGUAUUGUACUCAAAUUCAAUGUCAAUUAAAUGGUAUGAGUCAUAAUCAAAAAGAUGACAAAGUUCCUAAAAAGCAAGAUUUAGAACAUGCAUUAAAAAUAAUGAAGACUGUAGAGGAUUACAUAGUCAAACAUUUAAAAUUGUAUAAGUCUAGAUCUGAGAACUAUAAAAACCAAAAUAACCGUGAUUUAUUAGAAAAGAGAGAUCGAUGGUUAUUGUAUUAUAAUUGGGUUCGUUUGUAUUUAACAAAAGAAUAUAAUAGUAUUAAAAAUAUGAAAGAUACUACUCGUCAAUGUAGACGAGAUAUGAACAAGUUUAAAUCAAUUGGAUUUUUGAAACCAGUUCAAAAUAAAUAUGUGAUUGGUAUGACAACAACUGCCGCUGCUAAAAAUAGAUAUUUGCUAAAAAAUCUUAAAUGUCCAAUUGUUAUAAUUGAAGAAGCAGCAGAGGUUCUAGAACCUCAUAUUGUGGCAUCAUUGUCUGAAUAUUGUGAACAUGUUAUUCUCAUUGGUGAUCAUAAACAACUGCGUCCUCAAACCGCUAAUCAUAACAUAGGCAAAAAAUAUCGACUUGACAUUUCAUUGUUUGAACGUAUGGUAAACAAUAAAAUUCCAUCAUAUGUAUUAGCUGAACAACACCGCAUGCGACCAGAAAUUGCAGGCUUGGUUGCACCAACUAUUUAUCCAUAUUUGAGAAACCAUGUAUCUGUUAUGGAACGGCCACAUGUUAAAGGAGUGGGAAUGGAUAUAUUUUGCAUGACUCAUAAUGUUCAUGAAGAAAAAAACAAUGAGUUAUCCAGUUUCGUUAAUAGUGUUGAGGCAAACUAUUUGGUUGCAUUGGCAGAUUAUCUAUUAAAGCAAGGAUAUUAUCCAGAAGAUAUAACUAUUAUGGCAAUGUAUAAUGCUCAAGUCGUAUACAUUUCUAAUUUGAUUAAUUCACCACCUUUUGAACAUUUGGAAAACAUUAGAGUUUCUUCAGUGGAUGCCUAUCAAGGGGAAGAAAAUGAAAUUGUUUUAUUGUCAUUAGUUCGUAGUAAUAAUAACAAUAGUAUUGGAUUUUUGAAGACCAAUAAUAGAGUUUGUGUUGCUUUAUCAAGAGCUAGAUUGGGAUUUUAUAUGGCUGGUGAUUUGAAAUUACUUGCUAGAGCCAGCAAAUUGUGGAAUAGUAUUAAAACAUACUUAUGCAGUUUGAAUGCAUUGGGUCCAAAAUUAUUGUUGAAGUGUCAAAUUCAUAACAAAGUUAUAGGAAGUGCAUCAAGUGGUUUAGAUUUUGAAAAAUUAACUGGAUGUCAAUUAAAAUGUAAUGUUAAACUUUCUUGUGGGCAUUUAUGUAAGGAAUUAUGUCAUAUUGAAGAUAGGGGCCAUUUAAUGGUUAAGUGUUCAAAUGUUUGCAAUAGGAAAUGCCCUAGAGAUCAUCAAUGCCGUAAAAUGUGUCAUGAAGAGUGUUUAUGUCAAGAGUUGAUUAAUGAAAUUACCAAUUGUGGGCAUAUUGUUCAGGGAAAAUGCAGUGAUAUAGAAUAUAUGAAAUGUGAUAUCAAGGUUAAAAAAAUAUUAAAUUGUGGGCACACACUUGAGAAAAAAUGCUAUGAACAAUUUAAUUGCAUUGAAGUAUGUAACAAAUCUAACUCAAAUUGUUUAUUUAGGCAUUUAUGCAAGAAACCAUGUGGUGUAAAUUGUGGUUUAUGUACAUAUCCUAUUCCAAUAAUAAUGAAAUGUGGACAUAUUUCAGAAUUAUCUUGUUCUCAACAACCAGACACAGUAGAAUGUUCAGAAUGCAAGGAGGGUAAUCAGAUACCUCCAAUGUCAACUGAAAAGAAAUUAUAA
This is a messenger RNA of Macrosiphum euphorbiae (potato aphid), 3258 nucleotides long. Lineage: Eukaryota; Metazoa; Arthropoda; Insecta; Hemiptera; Aphididae. The record is from the annotation of a GenBank genome assembly.